Messenger RNA from Capsicum annuum, 1545 nucleotides. RefSeq lists its product as uncharacterized. NCBI's taxonomy places the organism in Eukaryota, Viridiplantae, Streptophyta, Magnoliopsida, Solanales, Solanaceae. The record is from RefSeq and is a predicted model, not a curated record. The transcript has 9 exons. Bases 207 to 1046 code for a protein of 279 amino acids.
AACACUCAGCCGACCAUUUAUGUUUUGAGUGUAUACUUUAAGGACGAGAUUAGACAAACCUAAAAGCAUUUAGGUAAAAUAAAAAAAGUCCUACGUGGCAGCUUUCACUGCCAUCUCACAUAUAUGUCGUCGUUUUUGGCUUACUUCAUCCAGAAUCUUCCGAAGUCCCCCAACAACCAAGCGUGGUGGAUUUGGGAGUCGUAAAAAUGCAUGCAGCCGGUGCUCCUCCGGUUACGGCGUCGCCGGCGAAGUGGCCAGUUAAUUCAGCGCCACGUGACCGCCGGAGAUAUUUGACUAAUCAAUUUCGGAGGUCAUCUUCCAGUUACAAUGGAAGUCAUCAUUACAGCAGAAGGUCACAACAGUACUGGGAUAAGUUCUACAAGCUCCACAAAAACAAGUUUUUCAAGGACCGGCACUACUUGGAGAAGGAUUGGAGAGGCUAUUUUGAUGAUGAAAUUGAAUCUUCCAAUGGGAAGGUUGUCUUAGAGGUAGGCUGUGGAGCAGGGAAUACUAUUUUUCCUCUCAUCUCUACGUUUCCAAAGCUCUAUGUUCACGCUUGUGAUUUCUCACCUAAUGCAAUAACCCUCGUUAAGUCACAUGCAAAUUACAGUUCGGAAAAGAUGAAUGUCUUUGUGUGUGAUGCCGCAAAGGAUGAUCUCUGUGUUAAUGUCAUGCCUUUUACUGUUGAUGUUGUAACCUUGAUUUUUACAUUGUCUGCAGUUUCUCCAUGUAAGAUGGCUUCAGUUCUGAAGAACUGUAAACAAGUACUAAAGCCAAAUGGUCACAUUCUUCUACGUGAUUAUGCAGUCGGUGAUUCUGCUCAGGUGAAAUUGCAUGAUAGAAACCAGAUGAUUAGUGAGAAUUUUUAUUUCCGAGGAGACGGAACUUGUUCGUUUUACUUUUCCGAGAGUUAUGCGUCAACCUUGUUUCAAAGUGCUGGUUUUGCAAUUGUGGAUGUUAGCACAUACUGCAAGGAAAUUACGAAUCAUUCUCGGAAUAUUACCAUGCAACGGCGAUGGAUACGUGGCAUAUUUGGUCGUUCAUGAUUGUGACUUCUCUUUCUUCUUCCAUUGUGGACUCAGAGUCGAUAGUAGACGAUGGCAUGUCAUUUUAGCUGUUGGACGAGGUUCGUGCUGAUGUUUGUAUUGUACAGCAGCCAUCAUUAUCCCCGCUAUGAAGCUGGUGACAAUAUACUUGACAAGGUUGCACCUGAAGUCAAGAUGCAGUAGUGAUGAAGGAUGUAUUUGGUACUAUGACAGUUACUUUCCGGAAAAUGUUUUCUGAUUUUUUCAUCGGACAGUGAAAAUAUUUUCCAGAAAAAAGAAGUUUUUUUUAUUUUUUGGUGAAGAGGGAUGUAGUAUUAUAAAUAUUUAAGUAGCAUUACAGGGUAAAAGUAUUGGGUCCGUAGGAUCCCUUAGUACAGCCAGAAAAAAGAAGUUAAUGAUUGAUAACAUAUUUGCAAACCAGAUACUGUGUUAGUAUGAAGAUUGGCAAUAAUUCCAAAUGUUAGGUUAGUGAUUUUCUCUGGGUGAAAAAUGUGUUUCA